This is a messenger RNA of Anopheles maculipalpis, 3509 nucleotides long. It is a transcript of the gene Rev1, whose product is annotated as DNA repair protein Rev1. Gene Ontology annotation, biological process: error-free translesion synthesis; error-prone translesion synthesis. The coding region runs from base 28 to 3507 and encodes 1159 amino acids. The record is from RefSeq and is a predicted model, not a curated record. The transcript has 3 exons. Lineage: Eukaryota; Metazoa; Arthropoda; Insecta; Diptera; Culicidae. Gene Ontology annotation, cellular component: nucleus. Gene Ontology annotation, molecular function: DNA-directed DNA polymerase activity; damaged DNA binding; deoxycytidyl transferase activity.
UGUGUGUUGAUCCUCAAUCUUCUCAAAAUGAAACGAAAGGAACGUGAAACCGGCUUCGAAGGAUGGGGCGAUUAUAUGGAUGCCAAGAUCUCCAAACUGGAGGACCAGUUUCGGCACAGUACAACCAUCGUCGGGGAAAAGCUAUCGAACCUUUUCGCAGGUAUAUCGAUUUUCGUGAACGGUUACACCAGCCCAUCAGCUGAUGAACUGAAGCGCCUGAUGAUGCUGCACGGCGGUGUGUUUCAUCACUACAAACGUCCAACCACAACGUACACGAUCGCAUCGAACCUGCCCGAUGUUAAGGUGCGUUCGAUUACGUCCGAAAUCAUCAUCAGCCCUCGGUGGGUGGUGGAUUGUUUGAAGGAGGGACGGUUGCUGGACUACUCGAAGUAUCUGCUGUACACACAGCACAAACCAUCGCAACCGAAGUUGGGCUUCGCUAAGCUGGGCCCGUCUGCGAACAAUGGUAUGGAUUUGGCUAAACCAGUAGUGAAGAAUGAUGGCGAUCCAAACGACAUUAGUCGCAGCGAAUGUUUGAAUGUGUUGAAUAUGCUGAAGCACUUUCUGGAUCCAAUAGCACCGGCAGAACCGGCACCGAAUCAACAACAGGAAGAGUUAAAACAAAACGUGCCGGAGAACGAUAAAAGUCCGCUUCCAUCUGCUAAUGGACAUGGUAAGGAGUGUGCACUACCUCACUCUUCACCAGAUGUGUUUUCGGAAGAUGAUCCACUCCCAUCGGAAACGUCCGCACGCGAAUCGAGCGAAAUGGUUAAAAGUCCAGCUAAAAGCAUUCCUGCGAAAAGUGCAAAACAAUCGCUCACCGCCACGGAUCCCAACUUUCUGAAAGAGUUCUUCAACAACUCACGGCUGCAUCAUAUCGCUACGCUUGGGGCAGGCUUUAAGCAGUACGUUGGAGAAUUGCGUGAAAAAUCGACCGGUUCUUUUCCGGCUCGCGAAACAAUGGUUCAAGCGAUCCGCAACAGUGGCGCUGUGGGAGACACAGUGGAUUGUGAAUUUAGUGGCCACGAUAGGAACGCACGCUACAUUAUGCACAUCGAUAUGGAUUGCUUCUUUGUGUCGGUUGGCUUGCGGAAGUAUCCCCACCUUCGCGGUCUCCCGGUAGCUGUAACCCAUUCCCGUGGCUCUGAAGCACGCGUUCCGUCACAUCCGGGACAGAACCGUGCGUUAGAGAUCGAACUGUACCACAAGCGGCUGGAAGAGCGUUACAAAGCACCGGACAUACCGAUUGAAUCACGCCUAGCGGCUAUCGAUGAGCAUAACUCACUGUCGGAGAUUGCUUCCUGCAGUUACGAGGCACGCCGAUGCGGCGUAAAGAAUGGAAUGUUCGUUGGAGCUGCCUUGAAGUUGUGUCCGGAGUUGAAAACUAUUCCGUACGAUUUCGAUGGUUACCGGGAGGUGGCACACCAGCUUUACGACACGAUCGCUCAGUACACGCUCGACAUAGAGGCGGUUAGUUGUGAUGAAAUGUUUGUCGACCUAACGGAACUCAUCCAAUCAACCGGGAUCGACGUGAUGGAGUUUGUAACGUACGUACGGGACCGUAUAUCGACUGUUACAAGUUGUGCCUGUUCAGCGGGCAUUGGUGCAAAUCGUCUACAAGCGAGAAUGGCCACCAAAAAGGCAAAACCAAAUGGUCAGUUUCAUCUCGUUCCGGGUGCUGUUGAAGAGUACAUGCGGGCUAUUUCGAUAGCCGAUCUACCAGGCGUUGGACCAAGCACGUCACAUCGGUUGAAGAAGAUGACGUACGUUACAUGUGCCGAUUUACAAACUAUCCCCAAGAAUGUUCUGCAGACGGAGUUUGGCAAAAAGUUUGGUGAAACGCUUUACAACGCAUGUCGCGGACUGGACGACAAGCCGCUGGUGUACGAUCGGGGACGAAAGUCAGUAUCGGUUGAUGUUAAUUAUGGCAUAAGGUUCAGCACGGAACAGGAGGUAGAUCGUUUUAUGUGCCAGCUGACGGAAGAAAUUCAUCGCCGGCUUUUGGAGUUACGUGAACGGAGCAAACUCGUUACGGUGAAGUUACUGGAACGCUCACCGGAAGCACCCAUCGAGACGGCGAAAUUUAUGGGCCAUGGGUUGUGUGAUGUCGUAACAAAGUCGCAACCACUUCGCCAGUACACGGACGAUCGGACUGUGAUUGAGGAUGCGGUACUAGGGCUAAUGCGGACGCUGGCCGUUGAACCAUGCGAACUAAGAGGAAUUGGAAUUCAGCUGUCCAAAUUCGAGGGUGUAAGGCACGCGGUUGAUAAUGAAGCGGGAAACCGGUUGAAACAAAUGCUCCAGAAAGUGGAAGACAAACGAAAGCCUGCACCAGAAAUGGUUCAAGUUCCCAAGGUGUUUGGGCAGCCUGAUGAUCAGGAACCAUGCACAUCUCGUAGUAGCACCACAGCUCCUCAACCGAUACCACCAUCACCGGUAAUACAAAUUUUUAGUGGAAAGGAUGUAUCUUUGUUCAUUGAAACGCAGGCUAAUGGUUCCCUCAAUUUUCAGAAACGCAACGAAACUGUGCUUAACUCGCCUAGCAGAAAAACAGCCGGAGGAUUAAAACCAAGCAUCAGAGGCCGUCGUGGUAGACCUCCAAAAUGGGCAUCCGUGGCAGGAAGGAAGGAACAAACCAAAACCGCACAAAGCGUUAGUGGGAUGCGGAAAUUUUUAACAUCCACCACUUCGUCGUCCAGCUUGACCAACGAUCUUCCUGAUGGGCUUGAUCCGGAAGUAUUAGCUGCCCUGCCCGAAGAUAUAAGGGAAGAAGCGAUACGAGACUACAGGAGACAGCAGCAGCUGCUUGCGGCCAACAACCUCAGACAACAUCAAAUUCGAAUAGAAAAAACUCCAGUAAAGAUAUCGCCUGCCAAGGACGCAACUCACCGUGAAUGGAGGUCUCCAAUCACUCCACAAACGGUGAGCAGUGUCGGAGAUGAACAAAAAAUAAAGAUCGAGCUAAAGUUCCUAGAGGCACUGCCUCCAGAGCUUCGCAUCGAGGUGGAAAAGCAGAUUGAGCUAAACAAAGACAACAUGGUGGUAACGUGCAGCGAGCCCGAAAUCGAUGAACCUUUGCUGGUCACACCGGAUAACAGUCCGGUGAAGGAGUAUACGCCUGCAAAGUUUCCCGAUCGGAGUUAUGUUACACCCGAGCGAACACUCAAGGUCUGUAAAGCGCCCAAAGAUCCAAACAUUCUGAAGCGCCAGAACUGGAGAGAACUGGUGGAGGAAUGGGUCGACAGUACCGAGGAACCGUACGAGUACGAUGUGCAGCUACUGGUAGCGAAUGGGCAGGAACUGUGCGAGAACAAGUCGCUGGAACGGUUGUAUUUAUUUUUACGUUACUUUUAUCGAACAGUUCAGGACCAGAAAAACUGCCAUUGGCAUGGGGCAUAUUACAACGUCGUUCAUCCUAUACAAGAUCGAAUGUUGGCCACCCAUGGUAGACGGUUGGCAGUGCCAGUGAAAAUUAACUGUGAAAUGUGCAAUAAUCGUGCGAUUUAGCG